This is a messenger RNA of Puccinia graminis f. sp. tritici CRL 75-36-700-3, 1425 nucleotides long. RefSeq lists its product as uncharacterized. The record is from RefSeq and is a predicted model, not a curated record. The transcript has 19 exons. Bases 1 to 1425 code for a protein of 474 amino acids. Lineage: Eukaryota; Fungi; Basidiomycota; Pucciniomycetes; Pucciniales; Pucciniaceae.
AUGAUUGCUCUCACACCUGUAUGGCUUUUCUUCCUUGUUCUCCAUGCGGGCGCUACAGAGCCGGCUGAGCGCCAGAAACACAAUGGAGAUCAAACUGAUCUGAGCAAGAGAGGCCUCCUUUCAAAUCUUCUCAGCCCCAACCCUACAAGCAGCCCAAGUAGAGGAGGUAUUACUGGUCUCCUAGGUGGUAUCCCGAAUCGCGGCUUUCAAGGUGGUCCGGAGAGUAUUCCUGGCGGGCUUCUCGAUGGCGUCACUAGCCUUCUCCCACUGGGUCCCGGUAAUGGGUUGAAUGACCUUCUGAAUGGAAUCCCAAAGUACAAUCCGGCUGCUGCAACAGCAGGUCCACGACCCGCGUCAUCAUAUGGAGAUGCCCCUUGGACUCAAUCUGAGAUGACCUACCGGCAACAAAUAAGCUGUCCUGGAGGCAUCAAUGGACAGAGAGGAGUUGUUUUGCUCCUACCACCUACUGCUGCGAGUGGACAGCAAGUAUGGCCUAGGUCGCCUUAUGCCCAACUCCCGCGAUACGGCUUUAGCAUUUGCUGGGUGGACAACUUAACCAAAGGUACCGGAGAUGCUCAGCUAACUGCCGAAUUUGUCGCCUACGCUAUCAAAUAUCUGGCUACUGUGUCCCGCCGGCCGAUUAACGUUAUCUCCUACAGUCAAGGAGGGAUGAACAUGCAAUGGGCCCUCACUUUCUGGCCGUCUAUUAGGCGGAUGGUGAUGGGCUUUGUUGCUUUGGCUUCCCCUUUCCAUGGCACGUAUGCCUCUUCUAUUGUUUGCCAGGUUGAUGAACUUAUUGGCGGUUGCUUGCCCGCACUAUUUCAAUUGCAAACCAAUUCACAAUUCAUGAGAGCUCUCAAUGCCCCUGUCAUGGGGAGUGGCGCAGUAGCUCUCGUGCCAACAACAAACAUAUAUACUCUAGAGGAUGAGAUUGUUUUGCCCCAAGUUGGGGGUCGUCCGAUCUCUUACUUGAAUGGCGCGUCAAACAUGGCCCUUCAGGAGGUUUGUGGGGCUACGCAUGUGGCAGACCACUUUUUGAUUGUUGGUGAUUAUGGUGCCUUCGGGAUCGCUCUCACUGCUCUCAUGAGUGGAAGACCGGCGAAUCCUGCCGCCGUCGAUAAAUCUUUCUGUAAUCAAUUGGCCGGUCUUGGCGGCCAACUGGGAAGCCUCGGUAAUGACUUGAAGUACACCUUCGGCUCAAUAGUUGGGAACACCGGUGACCGUAUCCACAGUUUACUCAAGACCGCUACAACACUGUCCGUAACUGCGGAACCUCCUCUUCAGAUGUAUGUGUGCCAGCGAGGCUUCGCAACUGGAUGUACUGGAAAUGGAUUCUCAGGACCCGAAGCUCGUGCUCCCAUUUUGAGCCAUCUACCACAAACACUCGAUGCCGUCGGCUCGUUGCUUGGCGGGCUCCGCCACUGA